This is a messenger RNA of Drosophila hydei, 1326 nucleotides long. RefSeq lists its product as uncharacterized. NCBI's taxonomy places the organism in Eukaryota, Metazoa, Arthropoda, Insecta, Diptera, Drosophilidae. The record is from RefSeq and is a predicted model, not a curated record. The transcript is spliced from 3 exons. Bases 690 to 1280 code for a protein of 196 amino acids.
UCUCUUUAGCCAUACUCUCUGGCAGUCACUGCUGUCGCUGUCUCUCCGCCUCUGCAACCGCCGUCAACGCUGGGCCAGCAACUAUGCGGCGAACAUCAUUCGUUUUAGUGCUCUUGCGGCGAACAGUGCAGUGAGCCGAAGGCCGAAAUCUGUCAUAGAAAGCCGACAGCAUAAAGCCGAAACCGUCCGAACGAAUUGGAAAUUUCAUUUCAUAAAUUCGCGCCUCGCAGACAAUCCGACAGAGACGCGUUCGUGCAGUCAACUUUUGUGCGUAGACGCGGAUCGGAACGUUAUCGACUGGAAUUGUUCCCCUGGAUUAAUUGUGAACAGAAAGUUUGUGGCGUGAAGUGUGAACGAAGCUAGAAAUCAAAAUACUAAAAUAACAAGAAAGCAUAAAUAAAUAAGAAAAUAAAAAAAAUUACAAAGCAAAAUAAUUGGGCUCUCUUGUGGAAAAGUGCUGAAUAUGUAGGCUGAAAACUGGGACAUUGAACGCAACGAAUUCGACUUCAAUAAUUAAUUACUCGGCAAUAAUUUGGUAUUUUGUGGGAAAUCACAAGAAUAAUAAACAAGCACAGACGAAGACGUGUGACACAGUUUCAGAACUUUUUGGACGACGCUGCCAGAAUAUAUUCCCCAAUUACUAUUAUCAUAUUACUUUCGAGUGUCGAGCAGUUAACAGAGACUACAAAAUGGUGUCGAGAACAGUCCGAAAGAAUCAACUUCUACUGCUCGCAGUGCUAUUGAUCGCCAGAUCUGCCCUGGGCUUCCCAUCAACGACGGAUGUCCACGACUUAAUGCUGAAUGAUGACUACGAUUACGAUACCGACGAGCCGAGUGCGCCCAGUCCACAGACGAAGCCAACGGGUGUUGCCAAUGCCUACCUGCCGCUAGUCAACCGGACUCUGACCAAGACGGGCAUACUGGGCGAAGAUGUUGUGCUGAAGUGUGAUGAGAACAUUACCGAGGCGAAUGUCAUACUCUGGUUCCAGGACUCCAAGAUGAUUACGAGCGACCGCAGCGUGGUGCUGCCCAACUUUAGUCUGAAUCCGAAGAACUUCGACCUGACCAUAUUGAAGGCUAGUCCGCAAAGCGCUGGCACGUACAGCUGCCAGAUCCUGCCCCAGAAUGUCUUCGUCAGCACAAAGGUCGUGCUGGGCGAUCACUCGCUGGACGUCAUCACGCCGGAGAGCUCUCGGUCCGGCCAGAACAGUUUGCAACGGCUCGCGCUCCUGUGGCUGCUGUCCGCGUGCCUGGCUCUGGCGCAUCAGCUCAAACAUUAGUUAGGUUUAGUAUUAAGCAGUGCUUCUUUAUAAACAAAAAAAAAAA